UGAUGGGGAAAGUGAUGAGGGAGGAAAGGAAACCAAACGAGGACAGUCACUUUUUUUCCCGUCUUGAAUGUGGGAGGAAUGAGACAAGGAAGGGGCGAGGAAGGAGAGGGGUGAAGGAGAAGGGGUGAGGGCCAAUCCAAGGCAGUGAUGGGUAAUGAAGAGGAAAGAAGGGGUGAGGGACAGGCUGUGAAUGGGAGCUAGAAACAGGUGUUCACAGGCACUGUUGUCCUGAUUAGCUAACCAGUUCUCUGAAGAUGUUACUCGGUUGUUUAGCUGUUGUUCACCAACCUGCAGAGGUGAAGGUGAAUAGCAAUUUGCCGUGGUGUGGCCUAACCAACAACGACCCAUCCAUCCAUCUUGCACGACACAUCGUUUUCACACGACCCAUCCAUCAUCCCGCACGCCCACACACCCCGGCGGGCGCUGCCGGCACGUCACGAAGGGGUGGUCUGGAUACUCUAAACACCUUGAGGGGACGUCUAGAGAACAAAGACCUUCUGACAAUGCACGUAAGCUUUACCGCUUCAUCGCCUUGUGUGAGCGUAAAACCCUUCGGUAUGGAGUAUCGUGAAGACUCAGCAUCCUUCUCUGCCCUUCAUCGGCCUUCCGGUCCAGACGCACUGUACCGGUACCAGAGGUCAGCUCUGCUGCCCCGGCCUAGCGAAACUUGCUCGCCCGAGAACUCGUCCUGGGUGUGGGGAGUGGUCCUCGGGACCUUGGCUCACUCCAAAAGUAGGAUGGACAAAAACGGCUCAAGACGCCUAAGGAUUCCUGGGCAGGCGAGCGAGUAUAUAAGAAGCCGCGAGGAGCCUCAGUCACCAUCCACGAAAGAGACUUCACUCAUCCAACAUGAAGCUGCUGGUCGUCCUCUCCCUGGCCGCCGUCGCCCUCGCCAGCCCCCAGUUUGGUUCAGGCAGGCGCUUCCCAGUCCCCCAACCCCGCUCUGACCAUAAGCACAUCGCCAUCUUAAGCGACAACCGCUACGAUAAUGGAGACGGAAACUUCGGAUACGACUUCGAGACCGAGCACGGCAUCGAUGUGGAGGCCAAGGGCACACCUGGCUCCAAGGGACAGAGCAACAUCGGCGGCUCGUACAAGUUCAUCCUCCCUGACGGCACCCAGGCUGUAGUCACCUACAUUGCGGACGAAAAUGGUUACCGCGCAGAGUCCCCGCUCAACCCCACGCCCCACCCCCUCCCCGCCCACGCCAUCGAGCAGAUCCGUUUCGCCGAGCAGCAGGCCAGGUCUCCAAGCCCAAGGAGGCCCUUCUAAAAUCCCCAUUUUAUCUCACCCACACCGCCGAACACCUUCACGCACCCUCCAACAGCUCUGGGCCCCACAUGUGACGCAACCAAUCGCCUCUUGUUUCCUUGUAGUGACUAAUAAAUGGCAUCAUCACCAAA
This is a messenger RNA of Eriocheir sinensis (Chinese mitten crab), 1403 nucleotides long. Its product is annotated as cuticle protein AM1199-like. The coding region runs from base 850 to 1272 and encodes 140 amino acids. The record is from RefSeq and is a predicted model, not a curated record. NCBI's taxonomy places the organism in Eukaryota, Metazoa, Arthropoda, Malacostraca, Decapoda, Varunidae. Gene Ontology annotation, cellular component: chitin-based extracellular matrix. The transcript is spliced from 3 exons. Gene Ontology annotation, molecular function: structural constituent of chitin-based larval cuticle.